Molecule: messenger RNA, 663 nt
Organism: Propithecus coquereli (Coquerel's sifaka)
Lineage: Eukaryota; Metazoa; Chordata; Mammalia; Primates; Indriidae
Gene: C4BPB
Product: complement component 4 binding protein, beta
Exons: 5
Coding region: 1-603 (200 amino acids)
Source: RefSeq, a predicted model, not a curated record
AUGAGAAGUGGAAGUCUGGCUUUUGCUGUGAUAAGCUUCAGCCUUGCCCUUUUAGAUUACUGCUUGUUUUUUUCGUCAGUGGGCCACUGUCCUGACCCUGUGCUGCUAAACGGUGAGUUCAAUUCUUCGGGGCCUGUGAGUGUAACUGAGAAAAUCGUGUUUAAGUGCAAUGGCGACUACAUCCUCAAGGGCAGCAAUUGGAGCCGGUGUCUAGAGGACCACACCUGGGAACCUCCCUUUCCCAUCUGCAAAAGUAGAGACUGUGGCCCUCCGGGGAAUCCGCCUCAUGGCUAUUUUGAAGGAAAUGACUUCACUAGAGGAGCUACCAUUACUUAUUACUGUGAAGAGGGGUACCGCUUAGUGGGCACGCAGGAGCAGCGUUGCGUCGAUGGGGAGUGGAGCGGUGCACUUCCAUCCUGCGAAGCUCCCAAACCAGCUCCACGGACCGCUUUCGAGAGGGCGCUUCUUGCCUUUCAGGAGAGUAAGGACCUUUGCCAAGCCACAGAGAACUUCAUGCAACGAUUAAAGGAAUGCAAAUUGACAAUGGAAGAACUAAAAUAUUCUCUGGAAGAGAAGAAAGCUGAGUUGAAGGAAAAAAUGUAACAUUGUAGCUGAACAGAUUGGUAAUAGUAAUACAUCUAUGAAUAAAUUUUCCUCUUGGUU